Cebus imitator (Panamanian white-faced capuchin) is the source of this 7612-nucleotide messenger RNA. It is a transcript of the gene UGGT1, whose product is annotated as UDP-glucose glycoprotein glucosyltransferase 1. The transcript has 40 exons. Gene Ontology annotation, cellular component: endoplasmic reticulum. NCBI's taxonomy places the organism in Eukaryota, Metazoa, Chordata, Mammalia, Primates, Cebidae. Gene Ontology annotation, molecular function: UDP-glucose:glycoprotein glucosyltransferase activity. The record is from RefSeq and is a predicted model, not a curated record. Bases 189 to 4658 code for a protein of 1489 amino acids.
UCUUUAGGAAGCGGAAGUAAAAGGGCGGCCGGCGGCUGGGCAGUUUGUCUGUGAGGCAGGCUGUAGAGCAAGCCGCGGGGAAGGCGCGUGUCGGCUUCUCACUGGCGCAGCCUGCCGCCGCUGCCGCUCCGCUCCGCCCCGCCCUGGCGUUGUCUCUGGCUCUGUAGCGGACUAACCGCGGCCGGGGCAUGGGCAGCAAGGGAGACGCGAGCGGUGCGUGUGCUGCGGCUGCGCUGCCGGUGACAGGAGUUUGCUAUAAAAUGGGAGUUCUGAUUAUACUCAUGGUUCUGUGGCUGUUCUCCUCAGUAAAGGCGGACUCAAAAGCCAUUACAACCUCUCUCACAACAAAAUGGUUUUCCACUCCAUUGUUGUUAGAAGCCAGUGAGUUUUUAGCAGAAGACAGUCAAGAGAAAUUUUGGAAUUUUGUAGAAGCCAGUCAAAAUGUUGGAUCAUCAGAUCAUCACGGUACUGAUUAUUCCUAUUAUCAUGCAAUAUUGGAAGCCGCAUUUCAGUUUCUGUCACCUCUCCAGCAGAAUUUGUUGAAAUUUUGCCUGUCUCUUCGUUCCUACUCAGCUACGAUCCAAGCCUUCCAGCAGUUUUUAUUAUUUAUUUUCAGACCCAAACCUUUAUUGUUCAAAGGAGAUCACAGAUAUCCCUCAUCUAAUCCUGAAAGCCCAGUGGUGAUUUUCUAUUCUGAGAUUGGCUCUGAUGAAUUUUCUAAUUUUCACCAUCAACUUAUAUCAAAAAGCAAUGCAGGCAAAAUCAGUUAUGUAUUCAGACAUUAUAUAUUUAAUCCCAGGAAGGAGCCUGUUUACCUCUCUGGCUAUGGUGUGGAAUUGGCCAUUAAGAGCACUGAGUACAAGGCCAAGGAUGAUACUCAGGUGAAAGGAACUGAGGUAAACACCACAGUGAUUGGCGAAAAUGAUCCUAUUGAUGAGGUUCAGGGUUUCCUCUUUGGAAAAUUAAGAGACCUGCACCCUGACCUGGAGGGACAGUUGAAAGAACUGAGAAAGCAUCUUGUAGAGAGCACCAAUGAAAUGGCACCAUUAAAAGUUUGGCAGUUGCAAGAUCUCAGUUUCCAGACUGCUGCUCGAAUCUUGGCUUCUCCUGUUGAGUUGGCUUUGGUUGUUAUGAAGGAUCUUAGUCAAAAUUUUCCUACCAAAGCCAGAGCAAUAACAAAAACAGCUGUGAGCUCAGAACUUAGAACCGAAGUGGAAGAGAAUCAGAAGUAUUUCAAGGGAACUUUAGGAUUACAACCUGGAGAUUCAGCUCUCUUCAUCAAUGGACUUCACAUUGAUUUAGAUACACAGGAUAUAUUCAGUCUGUUUGAUGUGUUGAGAAAUGAAGCUCGGGUAAUGGAGGGUCUGCAUAGAUUGGGAAUAGAAGGCCUUUCUCUGCAUAAUGUUUUGAAGCUGAACAUCCAGCCCUCUGAGGCUGACUAUGCAGUAGACAUCAGGAGUCCUGCUAUUUCAUGGGUCAACAACCUGGAGGUUGAUAGCAGAUAUAAUUCGUGGCCUUCUAGUUUACAAGAGUUGCUUCGACCCACUUUUCCUGGUGUUAUUCGACAGAUCAGGAAAAACUUACAUAAUAUGGUUUUCAUAGUUGAUCCUGCACAUGAGACCACAACAGAGUUGAUUAACACAGCUGAGAUGUUCCUUAGCAAUCAUAUACCACUAAGAAUUGGUUUUAUCUUUGUGGUUAAUGACUCUGAAGAUGUUGAUGGGAUGCAAGAUGCUGGAGUGGCUGUUCUUAGAGCAUAUAAUUAUGUUGCCCAAGACGUGGAUGAUUAUCAUGCCUUCCAGACUCUGACACAUAUCUAUAACAAGGUGAGAACUGGAGAAAAAGUGAAAGUUGAACAUGUGGUCAGUGUCCUGGAGAAGAAAUACCCGUAUGUAGAAGUGAAUAGCAUUUUGGGGAUUGAUUCUGCUUAUGAUCAGAAUCGGAAGAUUAUUGUUCAAAUUUGCUUUACACUUCCCCCUCAACCUCCUUUUUUUUUCUUGCAGGGGGAACUGCCCCAUGAUCAAGAUGUGGUAGAGUAUAUCAUGAAUCAGCCAAAUGUUGUUCCACGAAUCAAUUCUAGGAUUUUGACAGCUGAACGAGACUACCUGGAUUUAACAGCGAGUAAUAACUUCUUUGUGGAUGAUUAUGCUAGAUUUACUACCUUGGAUUCCCAAGGCAAGACUGCUGCUGUAGUCAAUAGUAUGAACUAUCUGACAAAGAAAGGAAUGUCCUCCAAGGAAAUCUAUGAUGAUUCUUUUAUUAGGCCAGUAACUUUUUGGAUUGUUGGGGAUUUUGAUAGUCCUUCUGGACGGCAGUUAUUGUAUGAUGCCAUCAGGCAUCAGAAAUCCAGUAACAAUGUUAGAAUAAGCAUGAUAAAUAAUCCUGCCAAAGAGAUAAGCUAUGAGAACACUCAGAUUUCCAGAGCAAUCUGGGCAGCUCUCCAAACUCAGACCUCCAACGCUGCUAAGAACUUCAUCACCAAAAUGGCCAAGGAGGGGGCUGCAGAGGCCCUGGCCGCAGGAGCUGACAUUGUGGAGUUCUCUGUUGGGGGAAUGGAUUUCAGUCUUUUUAAAGAGGUCUUUGAGUCUUCCAAAAUGGAUUUCAUUUUGUCUCAUGCCGUGUACUGCAGGGAUGUUCUGAAGCUGAAGAAGGGACAGAGGGCAGUGAUCAGCAAUGGAAGGAUCAUUGGGCCACUGAAGGAUAGUGAGCUCUUUAAUCAAGAUGAUUUCCACCUCCUCGAAAAUAUCAUCUUAAAAACCUCAGGACAGAAAAUAAAAUCUCACAUUCAACAGCUUCGGGUAGAAGAAGAUGUGGCAAGUGACUUGGUAAUGAAGGUGGAUGCUCUCCUGUCAGCACAACCAAAAGGAGAUGCAAGAAUUGAAUACCAGUUUUUUGAAGACAGACACAGUGCAAUUAAACUGAGGCCGAAGGAAGGGGAGACGUACUUUGAUGUUGUGGCUGUCGUUGACCCUGUCACCAGAGACGCACAGAGACUUGCUCCCUUGCUCUUGGUUUUGGCUCAGCUGAUAAACAUGAAUCUGAGAGUAUUUAUGAACUGCCAAUCUAAACUUUCCGACAUGCCUUUAAAAAGCUUUUACCGUUAUGUCUUAGAACCAGAGAUUUCUUUUACUUCAGACAAUAUCUUUGCUAAGGGUCCAAUAGCAAAAUUUUUGGAUAUGCCUCAGUCUCCACUAUUCACUCUGAAUUUGAACACGCCUGAGAGCUGGAUGGUAGAAUCUGUCAGAACACCAUAUGAUCUUGAUAAUAUUUAUUUAGAAGAGGUGGACAGUGUAGUGGCUGCUGAAUAUGAGCUGGAGUACCUGUUACUAGAAGGUCAUUGCUACGACAUCACCACAGGCCAACCUCCACGGGGACUGCAGUUUACUUUAGGAACUUCAGCCAACCCAGUCAUUGUGGACACCAUUGUUAUGGCCAAUCUGGGCUACUUUCAGCUGAAAGCCAACCCAGGAGCUUGGAUCCUCAGACUUAGGAAGGGACGCUCUGAAGAUAUUUAUAGAAUCUACAGCCAUGAUGGCACCGAUUCUCCCCCUGAUGCUGAUGAGGUGGUUAUCGUCCUCAACACCUUCAAAAGCAAAAUUAUUAAAGUGAAGGUUCAGAAGAAGGCAGACAUGGUGAACGAAGACUUGCUGAGUGAUGGAACGAAUGAGAAUGAAUCUGGAUUUUGGGAUUCCUUCAAAUGGGGCUUUACAGGAGGACAGAAGACUGAGGAAGUGAAGCAAGAUAAAGAUGACAUAAUUAAUAUUUUCUCCGUUGCAUCUGGUCACCUCUACGAAAGAUUUCUUCGCAUAAUGAUGCUAUCUGUGCUGAAGAAUACCAAGACAUCUGUGAAAUUCUGGUUCUUGAAGAAUUACUUGUCCCCCACAUUUAAGGAGUUCAUACCUUACAUGGCAAAUGAAUACAAUUUCCAGUAUGAGCUUGUUCAGUACAAGUGGCCCCGGUGGCUUCAUCAACAGACUGAAAAGCAGCGCAUCAUCUGGGGUUACAAGAUCCUCUUCCUGGAUGUACUUUUCCCACUAGUUGUUGACAAGUUCCUGUUUGUGGAUGCUGAUCAGAUUGUACGAACAGAUCUGAAAGAGUUAAGAGAUUUCAAUUUGGACGGUGCUCCUUAUGGUUACACUCCUUUCUGUGACAGCCGAAGAGAAAUGGAUGGCUACAGGUUCUGGAAGUCGGGGUACUGGGCCAGUCAUUUAGCUGGGCGAAAGUAUCAUAUCAGUGCACUAUAUGUUGUGGAUCUGAAGAAGUUUAGGAAAAUAGCUGCUGGUGACAGACUCAGGGGACAGUACCAAGGUCUGAGUCAAGAUCCUAACAGCCUUUCAAAUCUUGAUCAAGAUCUGCCCAAUAACAUGAUUCAUCAGGUGCCAAUUAAAUCCCUCCCUCAAGAAUGGCUUUGGUGUGAAACGUGGUGUGAUGAUGCCUCUAAGAAAAGGGCAAAAACCAUUGAUUUGUGUAAUAAUCCAAUGACCAAAGAGCCCAAACUGGAAGCAGCUGUGCGAAUUGUCCCAGAGUGGCAGGACUACGAUCAAGAGAUCAAACAGCUACAGAUCCGCUUUCAAAAGGAGAAAGAAACAGGAACACUGUAUAAAGAGAAGACAAAAGAACCAAGCCGAGAAGGUCCUCAGAAACGUGAAGAAUUAUGAUCUCUGGAAAAGGAUAGGAAAUUAUCCCAUUUGAAAAACAGUUUUUAUACUAAAUGCUAGUUUUUUCUUACCUGUCUAUACAACUGCUGAUAAACUGGCUGGGCAGGAGUGCCAUACCUUUUGAUUCUGAGCAUUUGAUUCUGACUUCUGCACUCCAGUGGGCGUUGAAUCUUUGGGAUUAAGGCUCUGUUGGAUUUGUACCUCAGAGGAAGACCAAGUGGCUGUUCUUUUGGACUCUGUAAGGAGCAUUCUUCUAGUCAGAGGAUGGAAUGGCAGCAGCAACUGGAAGAAAAUGAGUCUUUUGGUGCCUACACCCAAGAGUACACACAUGCUGCACUGUGUCAGAAAGCAGGCCAGCUGGAGCCUCCAUGUUCUUCCUUACCUCAGUUUACCUGCAGCCUGCACUGUACUGCAGGUGCCCACUCUGCCCUGGGUUUGGCCGGGAGAAGCUCUGUUCAAGGCCCACACGCCUCCAGGUUUAUGCCAACGUGCUACUUGUGCCCUCCCCACCUUCUCUUCCCAAGCAUUAGGUGCAUUAAGUGAAAUACAACCAACAUGGUGUGUCAAGGCUGGUUCGGUGCAGUGGCUGGGCAGAUUAAUUUGGGGCCGUGAUGGGGGUAGGUUGCAGUGAGGGUAGGGAAAAUCCCAGGAGUAGGAAGGUUCUGGGGUGAUGGGAAGGGAAGGAAGACCAAGAGCUGGCCAUUCCCUUUUAUAAAUCAUUAGUAGCAUCAUGGCUCAUUUGAAAUGAAAGCAUUACUCUUAUUCCCCAACCAACUGCAGUGAACUUUCUAGGUAAUUGUUUUGUAAACAAUUUUUGUAUUUGUGAAUGUCUUUGCUUUUUCUUUCCACUUUCUAAAAAAGUCUGAUAUCAAUUUCCUUACUGGAUACAGCCAUACUAAGCCCCUCUCAUAUCCAGUCCGUAGGGGUCAGGCCCCAUCAAGACGAGCACCACAUUGUCUGUCCUCUCCUGUGGAGGAUUUUCUCUCAGACCCAGGGGAAGUUGCCUUGAACUUUUCUCUGCAGAUGCCCUCCGAUCUAAGACCAGGAACAAUUCUGCCCAUGGAACUCAUGGCUUCCUGUCCUAUUUUCCUAUAUCUGAGCACCGUAGGUUACCUUUGGUGCCCACAGCAGUUCUAUCUUCAUGUUGUUGCAUCAUGAAGCCCCAUUAGCCUUUAGUCCCUGCUUUGUGUGUCUUUACUUCCAUAGUCAUUAGUGCCCCUUGGGGCAGCCUCUGCUGGCGAACAGGCUGCAGAGUCUUGGAUAUGUUGUUGGCCUGAGUAGGCGUGAGGCCCUGGCAUCCGACUCCAUCUGCCAGCCUGCAGGGCACAGCAGCACUGGCAUAGACAGGCACGCUCUGUCUUCCAACGCACACUGGCCUUUUCUUACAUAUUUUGCUUGUUUUUAAAAAAUAUGCGGAGAGGGUGCAGAUGGAUAGCUGUACCCUCACCCUUCUAAGCCAGGUAAUAUAUUGACGUGCAGACUUUUAAAGAAAUCAUAGUCUUAUCACAAAUAUCAUGUAAUUUAUUUUUUUCCAUUUUCAAUGCAAAAGUUAGCCUAGGAAGCGUCCCAUUCAUCCCGAAGGACCUUUUGACUUUGCUUUUAUAAUUCCAUUAAAAAUUGAGGAGGGGAUUAAUGGUACAAUGAAAAAAAAAAAUUAAGGAGAGGAGAGCUCAAAAGAGGAUAAGAUACUGAAAAGGUACCUGAGAAUGGCCACUGUUGAUAGUCUGUAGCAUGACUUCCCCCACUCUGCCCCUCUGGUCAGAGCAGCUGGAGAGAUGGGAUCAGUGAGAUUAAAAAACUUGUGUUCACGCUGCAUCUUCACACUGAAUGAAACCUUCAGAGAGGUGAUGGCUGCUGUCCACAACGGUGGGCAGAAGCGUGCCUUUUCUAAGUUUCUUUUCCAGAAGGUUGAACGGGGGAUACUUGAGUCUUUACUGGGAUAUAUGCUUUCCAAAUGCUGGCCCCAUGGAACCUUUCCCCCAUGUCUCUCUACCAAGCCUCUUAUGUUUAUUCUGUAGACCAUGCUCUCUGUGUGGUGUGCACGUCCUGGUGUCACUCAUUGCCUCUUACCUGUCACCACCCUGCCAUAAGUCUGCUUAAUUGUUGACUCUGACCCAGCAUGCUUCCAAAAUGGUCUAGGACCCUCCUCCUCCUGUAAGUUUCUUUUUUUGGUUCAUGUGGCAUAAUCAUCUUUCAAAAUUAACCAAAUGUUCCCGAAAAUGAUGUUACCACUAAAGUAUUGUCUCUAAGGAGGCAUACUGUGAUGGAAAAGAUAGAAAUGACACUUCUGGAAGGCAGUAGUGGCAGGGAGUCAAUGAAUUGAGUAGAGGGUCCCAUCCCUCAGGCUGUCAUUGAGCAGUGACAGUUUUUAAAAACAAACCGAAAAGUCUGUGGAAGUGGCCACAUGCUCUCUAGAAGGAGCACAUAAAGCUCCAUGGUCAAGAUUUGCAAGCAAGAGGUCCUCUCCUGAGUCUUUCCCAGGUACCCAGCAGCGCAGAGCCAGCCAUGGAAGGUUGCAGUGGGACAGGAGUGUACUGUAUGCCUUGCCUUACUUGUCACCAUUGAGAUUUCCAGAGAAAUGGGCAGAGCGCCUUUUAACAGCAACAACAAAAAGCAGAAUAUAUUAACCUAAGGUCAACAGCAAAGAUUAUCAUCAAGUACCAUGUUUUCCAACCAACCAGUUAUUCAUGGUAAUAACAAGAUAAAGGUGGGAAAAUGUUAGAAUUUUUCAGGAAACUACUUUGCAAAUCUUCAUGAACAUCUGAUUUUACUGUAAUUCUUCUCCAUUAAAUGCAACAAUGUGUUCAGGUGCUGCCCCUUGCUUGGGAACAGCAUUGGGGUUUUAAAUGUCCGCAGAAUCUCUGCAUCUGAAGGGAAUUAAGAAAGAACUUCCUGGUACUGUAAUGAAAAUAAGGUCUGCUCAACACAAUAAACUUUUCCUCUCUUCUUUAAAA